This is a messenger RNA of Neocloeon triangulifer, 6525 nucleotides long. Its product is annotated as zinc finger protein 219. Bases 187 to 2676 code for a protein of 829 amino acids. The record is from RefSeq and is a predicted model, not a curated record. Lineage: Eukaryota; Metazoa; Arthropoda; Insecta; Ephemeroptera; Baetidae. The transcript has 3 exons.
GCCGACCCUCGGCCUGAGAGACUGACUAACUCCGAGUAGAAAUUAAUAUUUUUCAGCCGAGUGCUGCGAACGCAAGAGGAGUCCGAGAGUGUCCACGCACUGUCCACACUCAUGACCGCUGCCCACAAGGAGGACGAACUGAAUGAGCGGCGCAGAAGGCUCGCGUAAAAAAAUCGCCGGCGGCCAAUGGAAUCGACUUUCGAGGAGUUCGCCGGGCUGGCCGAGAGCCCGCACGGGCAGGCGGCCAAAAGGCUGCUCUUCGCGGGCUCGCCGGAUGGCGACGCCGUCGGCAAGAAGCGGCGCAAGCAGUCGCGACCGAUCCGCAUCCCCAGUCCCUCCGACCCGUCCCUCGAGGUGCAGCUGCACGUGGAGCAGUCGACGCCGCCGCCCUCGCUGGCGGCGCCGCCGCCUUCGAUGCCGCCCGAACAAGUGACGCCGCCGGCGCCGCCCUAUCCGUACGGCCUGCUGCCGUCCCUGCUCCAAUUCUCGCCGCACUUCCUGCUGCCGAUGCUGCCGACGACGCCGCCGACCCCCAGCAGCCAGUCGGCGUCGGCGACGACGCCCGGCGGCGCCUCCACCUCGACGCCGUCGCGCAUCUUCAACCUCGAGGCGUACUGCGAGCUGUGCAGCAAGGAGUUCUGCAACAAGUACUUCCUCAAGACCCACAAGGCCAACCGGCACGGCAUCUACGUCAAGGGCGGCGACACCCCUCCGGCGGCCAACACCCCUCUGCCGGUCGACGUCAAAAUCCCCACCACCCCCGAGUCCACCGUCAAGUUCCCGUGCGACGCCUGCCCCAAGAAGUUCGGCUCCGAGUACACGCUGAAGAGGCACAAGGUCAAGACCCACGCGAUGGCCGCCGAGCCGGGCGAGCGGCCCGUGGAACGGUUCGUGGAACGGCCGUUGGAACGAUUUGGGGAGCGGCCGGUGGAACGGUUUGGGGAACGUUCGGUGGAGCGGUUCGUUGAACGUCCGAUAGAACGCUUCGGAGAAAGAUCGGCGGAAUUGUUUGGAGAGCGGCCUGCAGAACGGCCCGGAAGCGCCCCUCCGACCCACCAGCAGCCGUCCGAGGCGGCCGAAACGCCGGCCACCGAGGCCUCCCCCCUCUCCCCGGGCCGGCUGCGGCGGCUCGGGGUCAUCAACGCCGACGCCUUUUGCGAAAUCUGCAGCAAGGAGUACUGCAACAAGUACUUCCUCAAGACCCACAAGUUGAAGCGCCACGGCAUCCGAGACCCUGAGGACCCUUUGCCCAAAGGGUGGCCCCUUUUGCAGACGAGUCCGUUGAACUUGACCAUCGCCUCCGAGCAACACCUGACCAACGGCAACAGCUCCUCGGAACAGCAGCCGGCCCAGGAGGAGGAGGGACUCCUCGCCUCCUACCUGCAGCCCAAGGACGAACCUGAGGAGGCCCGCGACCUGAGCGAGGACCUGCAGAAGCUGCAGACGAUGCUGCUGCAGCUGAACGCGCUGAACGGGGCGGCGGCCGCCUCGGACGCCGUCUUCGCACCCCAGGCCGAGCAGAACGGCCAGGGCGUGGCGUCGUCGCCUCCGAGGGCAGAGUCGGCGCCGCUCGAGGGCGCCGAACGUAAGGAGCCGGAAGAGACCAGCGGCCUGGACAUCACGGAGCCGCUCGUCGAGGUCACCAUCAAGCAGGAGUCCAUGGAGGAGCUGCAGACCGACCAGCCGCAGCCUGAAGACCUCGAGGGCGCCGGCAGCUCCGGACUCGGCGCCAGCUUUUCAUCCACCAGCUGCUACUGCGACAUUUGCAACAAGGAACUCUGCAACAAGUACUUCAAAAAGGUGCACAUGCAGAAGAUGCACGGCAUCGAGAUCAAGGACAACGCGCUGAGCGGCGGCGUUCCGUGCGACAUUUGCCACAAGCAACUUUGCAGCAAGUACUUUGUGCGCGUGCACAAGCAGAACACGCACGGCAUCGUGGACCUGAGCGCCCCUCCGCUGCCGGGCAGCCCUCAGGUCUCGGGUCUCGGAGGAGAGGGCAUCACCCCGCCCUUGGACGCGUCCCUGAAGCCGAUGGAUGGCGGCGACCUGAACCACCGCUACUUCGCGCACUUCAACGUCGUGUGUCCGUUGUGCAGCCGACGCUUCCGCAGCGCCAAGUGGCUUCGAGCGCACCUCGUCAACGACCACGCCGAACAGGGUCUGGAGUUGGCGCGCGAACUGGAGCCGAGACCCACUGCGCAUGCGCAAACCGAACCUGCGGAGGAGCCGCGCAACCAGUACCACUGCUCCUACUGCUCCUUCUCCACGCCCGUGCUCUCGCUGCUCUUCGUCCACGAGCGCUCGCACGCCGGACUGGCCGAGAUGCGCAACCGACCGUCCGCGCAUGCGCACCAGCACCUUUCCCAUCAGCAGCAGCUUCAGCAGGUCCAGCAAGCGCAGCCGCAGCCACCGACGCCACCGUCCGAGCCGAAACCGCGCAGCGAGCAGCAGGAGAGCGGGAGCGGCGUUUGGCGCUCCCUCCGCGAGGCGGCGCGCGAGUCGCAGGUGCCGGCGACCUACGCCGUGCCGCAGGCACCCCCUGACAAGUUCAUCAUGCAGCCCUUCCUGCUGGAGGAGCCGCCCGACGGUACAUUUGUUCCUUCCCUCGUGUUCCUGCCGGUCCGCGAGAAGGUCAGCGGUCAGCUGACCGUGUCCUUCACGCUGACCCCCGCAUAGUAGGCCCGCGGACGGCGGUCGCUCGGCGGACGCCUGUGAUUCCCGCCCCAGCCGCCCCCCAACACGUGUUCCUCCGUCGGCCCGCCGCCGUCGCUGCUGAAACACGCAAAGGUUCCUCGCGCUUUUGCCUAUUUGGAUAUGAAGAGAGAGAGAGAGAAGAUAAUAUGUUCGGAGAAGAUUGCAGACAUGAAAAAUUCACGUAAGAAAAUUUGAGAAAGAAAGAUGCUUCGCUGCCUAUAUUCGUGAGAGGUGGUGUGAGACCGCGCAAACACCCAGACUUAAAUGUAACGCUGUGUUUUACUACUAAUACGACACGGGGCCUUGGUCGACUCCAUUCACGAAAAGUUCCUAGCCACGGCCUCACUACCAACCUUCACGAACCACUAAUUAUAACGUUAAGGUGUCCUCUCGAUUAUUGCUUUACAAUGUCCGCGGCCCCCCCAAGUACCCUCCCGGCGGUCAGCACUGUCCUGCUAUUUUUGGACGCGUCUACUAUUCUAUUCUCUCCUAUAGCUCUCUUUCUCGCCCAGGCAGGUUGAUAGAUACUUACUCGACUAACUCUCGAUCGUCUCUCGAUAUCCGAGCGACGACGAGACCAUUUUACUGCUGCAUUGUUAUACAAUACAUACAUACGGAGAUCAAUAGCCACCUGGCUUCACCCCCUGAGACAUAUGGAGGGGUGAAGCAGCCUAUAUACCGUUAUAGUCUUGAUUCCCGACAGCCAAGACUCUCCUUGAGAAAUGGGCCUUUCUUUGAAACAGUCAAAUUUAAAUUAAUAAUAAAAAAAACGUUCUCAUUUUUUAAUUUUCUUAAUUUUUUGACUCUGAAGUUUAAAUUCAAGUUGGUUUUAGAGUUGAAUGAUCUUUUAAAUUCUUAAUCUUUGACACAGUCAAGUGGAGUUUGUAAUAAUUUUUUAAUUUAAAUUAUUUAAAAAAGAAUUGGAAAUUUUAUUAUUAUAUUUAUUUAUUUAAUUUUUGAACUCGAAUUUUUAGAUUUUAAUCAGUUUGAGUUGAAUGAUCUUUUUAAUUUUUCAUUUCAAAGAUUGGUCCACAUUUCAAGAGAGUCGAUCCACUCUGAUGUAAUUACAUAAUAGUUCCGGCCCCGGAGUAGGCCAAGCCAGAAUCUUCCGCAACUGACCCAUAAGUUCCUCAGGUAAAUGUGAAACUGACGUAGAGCGGACAAAUAAUGUGUAUUAUUACCACGGUGUUCUCUUAUUAGCAGUGCUGACACGGGGGGCCCGUUCGUUCGGCGCGCGUUCAUUAUUCGCGAUAUUAUGCAGCGCGCGCGUAUGUUGGCUUUGAGUUUCCAAAUUGAUUCGCUCGCUGAUGAUACGAUGUGUCUGUCGCGUAGGUUAAACAGUAAUAUAUCGCAUCACGAUGUCAAUCAAAAGUAAAUUUACACCCAGAGAAAGAAAGAAAGAAAGUCAAAUCACGUGUACGGUUCAGCGCGUACGUUUGAAUAAAAGAGUCUUAAUUAAUUAAUUAAGCUGAGACGAGAAGAUUAUAUUGAAUGCAUAUAUAUAUUUCAAAGUAUAUAUUAUUCAGGUACGAUUAAGGGCUCAGAUUCAGGGACGGGCAGGUCACCCUGCCGCUGGUGUGCAUGCGAGAGAAUGCCUGAGUUUUUUGUGCCGAGUAUGAUUGUGCUAGGAUUAGUAAUUAUUUCUAUGUGAAGAAAAUCGAUGUGCAUAUACAGCAGCCAUAGCUAAAUGUCGUGGCACUCGCAGACUUUAUGAAAAUCCAUUUUUAAAUUUUCAAAUUAAUUUCGCCUGCAUUUAAAAAGUGACGAGAAAAAUGAUUUUUGGGUGAAAACGGAGACACUUUUGAGGUUUCAAACACGCCAACGUAUUUUAAAAGAGUGGCGCGGAUAUUGUGAUUUUUUUCUACUAGAAACGUUUUUCUGGUGGUGAAAUUCGAUUGAAUAUUUAAUACUGGAUUUUUUUGAGUCGUUCAUUUUUAUUUUUAAUUCACGAAAAAUUUCAAAUCACGGAUAUCACCGCGAUGUUUUCUACAAAAUCCUGCUUUCGAGAACCUUACUUUUUUUUAUUUCUGUAAAUUUCUCUGUCACUGUCUCUCAGCUACGAAGAAAAUAACAUGACGGAAACCUCGCUACUAUUUAAUAUGAAAUAUACAUUUAAAAAAAAAACGCGAAAUAAAUAGAGUACAAGAAGUCACGUGCCUUAAUCGACAGUAAAGAAAAAAAAGAACAACACAAACUACUACUUGAUGAUUUGCGUUCUCUCUCCGACGAACAUAAAACUUGCCCAAAUGAGAUGUGAAUCCCCACACCCUCCAAACACGGGCCGAGUGCACGAAAAUGAGCCGAUUCGCAGCUGCCUGGCGUGUGCUAUCACUAAAAGCGCAUGCUGCCGUGCCUCUUUUUCUCCCGGCCGUCUGCCUUCCUUCCUUUCUCUCUUUGUUACACCAUUGAAACAGCUCUUUAGAACCUGUAAGGUGAAGAGCCGCUUCUUCUUCUUCUUUUUUUCCCUUCAAAUCUCGCGGCUCGCCUCUAAUCGAUUAUUUGCAGUGCCGAGAAAUUUUCGGAUUUUUUUUUCCGAAUUUACGCGCAAAGGCCGCACCCUUCUUCUCGUGAUCCAAUUUCAUUUUUAUGUACCGGCGGCGCACGAGUGAGUUUUUAUCGAACGACGGCGGCCGCGGCGGCGAGCGGCUUUUAACUUUCAUUUUAAAAAUUGGUUCCACGAAUUCGAGGGGGAAACGUUCGAAAUGAAUUUUUAAACCGCGCACCACGACGAGGAAAAUGAAUUAAUCAAAAUUCCGGGAAAAUUUCUUUGUGCGGUGUUUUAAUAUCAUUUUCUUUCCGGGUCUCUCUCUCUGAUUUUGGGUAUGGCGAUAUAUAAUUGUGGCCGUCUAAUAAAACACACUUUCUAGGAGAGAGAGUCGGCCGGUCGGGGGUGGAGAGGGGGUGAGUCGAGGAGGUAGUGGACGCGGGGGCUGCAAGUGCAUCUCUCAUCAUCCCUCGGCCAGCUGGGCUCGCGCGGCUCUUACAUUAUGGAAUCGAUACAGACGGCUGUGGUGGUGGAUUUAAGCUGCUCGCCACCCUCACGACGGCCCCGCCCGACGCCAUCUUAGAGCUGGACCAUCAAAGAGAAAUUGAUUUUUACCGCACGCGGCCAUCUUCAUAAUUCAUACCUCGAUUGGCGCGCGCUCGCCUCCAUGCCCGCCCGCUCUUGCUCUCUCGCAGACGAGAAAAUAAAUAAAAUUUCCGUUUCGGGGCAGCUGUUGUUUUGCGCCGAAAAUCCGAUUUAUAUAUACGAAUGUCACCUUUAUUCCGUUUUUCACCCCAAAAAGGGGUCGCGCGCGUCUUUCAUCCACAAAAGGGUUGCGCAAAUAACAAACAACCCGCAGCUGCCGCGAAAUUUUAUUAUUUUUUUUCUCCACAUUUCGAAUAACGCGCGAUCUAAUAUUCUUGGGAACGAAAAUAAAGGAGGGUGCGUCCAUCCGCCGGCCGACUGCUGGUCACUCAUCGACGGCGUAUUAAGGUCAAUCGAUUGGGGGUGGGUGUGCGGGGGUGAGUGAGUCACAGACCAACCGCACCCCCUUUGUUUUUCUCUUUAAUUUUUCAUCGUCGUCGGGAGGAAAUCGCCGCGCACUGGAAUAGUAAUUUUUGCCUUUGUACAAUUCCUUAUUUUCUCUAAUAGCAUUUUCGAGAGCUGAUGAGGCCGGCGUUGCCACACACCCCUAGGUGUGGGUGGGUCAGACACGCCAUUAUUGAUUUCCACCCCCGCCCGCCCAGUGUCCAAGGCCACCUCUCGCGCCGGAUGCACCCCCAGAUGUGCGUCCCUUAUCAAAAUUUUCACUCUCCACACUGCUUAUCGCUAAUUAGCGCUUUUUA